Molecule: messenger RNA, 534 nt
Organism: Helianthus annuus (common sunflower)
Lineage: Eukaryota; Viridiplantae; Streptophyta; Magnoliopsida; Asterales; Asteraceae
Product: zinc finger protein KNUCKLES
Exons: 2
Coding region: 1-534 (177 amino acids)
Molecular function (GO): DNA-binding transcription factor activity
Source: RefSeq, a predicted model, not a curated record
AUGGCACUAUGGCAGUCCAUUGUUCCUGAACUAAACCGGACUCCGUCCAGGCCAAAACAAAUGGAAGGUGGAAAUGUUGUUGUCAAUGAUGAACAGAAAACGAUGAAGUCGUUCCCAUGUCAAUUUUGUUCUAGAAAGUUCUACAGCUCUCAAGCUUUGGGGGGACAUCAAAAUGCUCACAAGAAAGAAAGAACAGCAACAAGAAAAGCUAAAAGAGCGGCGAAUAAUAUUCGAUGCAAUAAUUUUACUUCUUUGAUUCCUCAACCUCCAUUGCUGUUUGCUCCAACAAAUCAUAUUGGGUAUCUUAAUCCAUCUCUUUAUAACUUCUGUCAGUUUCAAGGUCAACAGUUUGGAUCGGAUACGACUCGAUUCGAUAAUGUUAUGUUCUACAGAGACAACUACUUCCAUCAGAAUACUUAUCAUCAGUUUGAUCAAGAAGAUGAGCAUCAAAAGUUCUUGAAUUCACCAAGAAAUAUGGUUGUGAUGAGUGAGAGUAAAGAUACUCAAAAGCUUGAUCUUUCACUCCAUUUAUGA